Molecule: messenger RNA, 855 nt
Organism: Lolium perenne
Lineage: Eukaryota; Viridiplantae; Streptophyta; Magnoliopsida; Poales; Poaceae
Product: ubiquitin-ribosomal protein eL40 fusion protein-like
Biological process (GO): translation
Cellular component (GO): ribosome
Molecular function (GO): structural constituent of ribosome; protein binding
Source: RefSeq, a predicted model, not a curated record
UCCCCGCCGCCUCCUUCAGACUACCCAUCACCGUCUCCUCCCUCCACUACACACUUCCUGAGAAGACAGGGGCGAGAGCUCGGGAAGGAGAGGAGCCAGGGGGAGCGGAGGACCGACGUACGACGAGAUGCAGAUCUUCGUGAAGACGCUGACGGGGAAGACCAUCACCCUCGAGGUCGAGAGCAGCGACACCAUCGACAACGUCAAGGCCAAGAUCCAGGACAAGGAAGGCAUCCCGCCGGACCAGCAGCGCCUCAGCUUCGCGGGGAAGCAGCUCGAUGACGGCCGCACCCUGGCCGACUACAGCAUCCAGAAGGAGUCCACGCUCCACCUCGUGCUUCGCCUCCGCGGGGGGCACUGCAUGAUCGAGCCCAACCUCAAGGCCCUCGCCCAAAAGUACAACCAGGCCAAGCUCGUCUGCCGCAAGUGCUAUUCACGCCUGCCGCCCAGGGCCACGAACUGCCGCAAGAAGAAGUGUGGCAACAGCAACCAGCUGCGGGCAAAGAAGAAGUGUAGGUACUGCUGAAGAUCAAGAUCCGCGCAUCAGUUGAAUCAGUUAUCUACUUGUCUCAGCUUAUCAAAACUGUCAGGAUUUUGUAGGCAGAUGAAUCAGUUGUCUACUUGUCUCAGCUUAUCACAGCUGUCCGAGUUUUUAAGUAUCUUAGUGUAGUAUUCUGCUGGAAGUUCAGCAGUGUCUCUUUUGAACACUUGGUUAUGGUUCAAUGCAUGCUGAGGACAUGAUUAUAAUAUGGUAGCUUAACUCUUUUGGCUGGAGUGAGCACUUGUCUAAUUUCUAUUAAUGCUGUUCUCUUUUGAAAUAUUUGGCUGGAGUUGAAUCUUGAGUGAUCUUGGUCA